ACUACUAUAGCCUAGCUAGAGCCAGCUGCUUGCCUCGCCCUCCCCUUUGCGCGUCGUCGCGCUCCUCGCCGUCCCCCUCUCUCGGAAUCGGAAGGCGAUCGAUCGCACAAGGCUGCGUCUGCGUGCUCGGCCGCCGCCCGACCCGACCGGACAAGGAGGGGAGGGGGCAAAAAAAAUAUAUAGUUAGUCACACGCACGCAGCACAGGAGGGAGGAGAGGGAUUGAGGGAUAAAGAAAUUUCGGGAGACAAGGAGAGAGAGACAGAGAUGGAGAGGAGCGGCUGGACUCGGAGGCAGGCCUUUCACUACUCCCGCACCCAGAUAACGAUGUGGUAGCUAGUUCCUCUUAGGCUAAGGAAGGAGGUCGUGGCCGGGAUCCCGCCGAUGAUGAUGACAGUGGCGCCGCCGGCAUGGGCGUAGCGGCGCCACCGUACGAGACCACCACGUACGUGAGCCAACGCACCAAGAUCAACAUCGCAGCGAUCUCCGCCGCCGCCGCCACCAGGGCGGCUACCGCGGCUUCUAUGUCCCACUCGCAGGGAUUCCACCAGGGCAGCGCCGGCGUCUACGGCUACUCCUCGGAUGGCUUCGACCGCCCGGACGACUCCGGCCACCAGGACCAUCAUCAGCAGCAGCAGCACGUGGCGCAGCAGAGCCGCCGCGACAAGCUGAGGGUGCAGGGGUUCGACCCGGCCGCCGGCGGCGGCCACGGCCUGCUCCCCAUCGAGGGCGACGAGCAUGGCGGGCCCGGGUCCAUGUACGAGCACGCGGCGGCCGCAGCUGGGGCCUCCAACAUGCUCUCCGAGAUGUUCAACUUCCCCGCGCCGCCGUCGGGGCCCUCCGCCACCGAGCUGCUGGCCAGCCAGAUGGGCGCCAACUACCGCUUCGGGGGGCUACGGCAGCAGCAGCAGCAGGGGCCCGGAGGGGUGGUGGCUGGCUUGUCCGGCGACGGCGGUUGGUUCGUCGGGGCCGGCGCGGCGGGUCGUGCUGCUGGCUUGGUCCUCGGUGGUGGGGCCAACAUGGGGUCGUUAGGUGAAACGUCGUCCCCGAAGCAGCAGGGCAGCAUGGCUGGGCUGGCCACCGACCCGGCCGCCGCGAUGCAGCUCUUCCUGAUGAACCCGCAGCAGCAGCAGCAGUCCAGAUCGUCGCCGCCGUCGCCGUCGGACGUCCAGGUCCAGCACCACGAGGCGGCGUUCCAGGCGUUCGGAAACGCCGGGGCCCCGUUUGGCGGCGGCGCCGGGACCGGCGUCGUGGAAGGCCAGGGGCUGUCCCUGUCGCUGUCGCCGUCGCUGCAGCAGCUGGAGAUGGCGAAGCAGGCCGAGGAGCUGAGGGUCCGGGACGGCGUGCUCUACUUCAACCGCCAGCAGCAGCAGCAGCAGCAGCAGCUGCCGAUGGCAUUGCACGGCCAGGUCGGCGCGCUGGGGCAGCAGCUGCACGUCGGCUACGGCCCCGCCGGCGUCGCGGGCGUGCUGCGCAACUCCAAGUACACCCGCGCGGCGCAGGAGCUCCUCGAGGAGUUCUGCAGCGUCGGGCGCGGGCAGAUCAAGGGCGGCGGGCGAGGGGCCUCGGCGUCUAACCCUAACAACAACCCGGGCAACAAGGGCGGCGCCUCCAGCUCCGGCGCCGCCGCGCAGUCCCCGUCGUCCGCGCCCAACAAGGAGCCCCCGCAGCUGUCCCCCGCCGACCGGUUCGAGCAGCAGCGCAAGAAGGCCAAGCUCAUCUCCAUGCUCGACGAGGUGGACCGGCGGUACAACCACUACUGCGACCAGAUGCAGAUGGUGGUGAACUUCUUCGACUCGGUGAUGGGGUUCGGCGCGGCGACGCCGUACACGGCGCUGGCGCAGAAGGCAAUGUCGCGGCACUUCCGGUGCCUCAAGGACGCCAUCGCGGCGCAGCUGCGGGCCACGUGCGAGCUGCUGGGCGAGAAGGACGCCGGCACCAGCUCGGGCCUCACCAAGGGCGAGACGCCGCGGCUGCGCGCCAUCGACCAGAGCCUCCGCCAGCAGCGCGCCUUCCACCACAUGGGGAUGAUGGAGCAGGAGGCAUGGCGGCCCCAGCGCGGCCUCCCCGAGCGCUCCGUCAACAUCCUCCGCUCAUGGCUCUUCGAGCACUUCCUCCACCCGUACCCGAGCGACGCCGAUAAACACCUGUUGGCGAGGCAGACCGGGCUGUCCAGGAACCAGGUCUCCAACUGGUUCAUCAACGCCCGUGUCCGGCUAUGGAAGCCCAUGAUCGAAGAGAUGUAUCAGCAGGAGUGCAGGGAGCUCGACGGCUCCUCGGCCGGCGGCGGGGGCCCCGAGUCCGUCAACGACCCCUCCGGCGCCGACGACUCGCACUCCCCGACCACCACCGGCGCAGCGCAGCUCCCGCAACAGCAACAUCACCUCGGCACGGUGCCUGGGGUGAUGCCCCACAAGCCCGACCCGGGCGCCGCCGGUCCCUCGGCUGCGGACGCGGCGUUCGUCGGGAUCGACCCUGUGGAGCUCCUUGGCGGUGGCGCGGACGACUUGUACGGGCGGUUCGAGCCCGGGGUGAGGGUGCGCUACGGGCCCGCUGCGGCAGGCGCUGCUGCCGGCGACGUGUCGCUGACGCUGGGCCUGCAGCACGCCGGCGCCGGCAACGCCGCCGGGCCCGACAGCACCGGGCGGUUCUCCUUGAGAGACUACAGCGGUUGUUGAUGCUUACACAUCGCUUACAUCACCUUUAUUCAUGGCUCAUGCAUGCGCCCAUCAUGCAUUUGGAAGAGCAAGGAUCGACGAAAGAAA
This is a messenger RNA of Zea mays, 2764 nucleotides long. RefSeq names its product homeodomain protein JUBEL1. Gene Ontology annotation, molecular function: DNA binding. Gene Ontology annotation, biological process: regulation of DNA-templated transcription. The record is from RefSeq and is marked provisional. Lineage: Eukaryota; Viridiplantae; Streptophyta; Magnoliopsida; Poales; Poaceae.